Molecule: messenger RNA, 567 nt
Organism: Pichia kudriavzevii
Lineage: Eukaryota; Fungi; Ascomycota; Pichiomycetes; Pichiales; Pichiaceae
Exons: 2
Coding region: 1-567 (188 amino acids)
Biological process (GO): translation
Cellular component (GO): ribosome; cytosolic large ribosomal subunit
Molecular function (GO): RNA binding; structural constituent of ribosome
Source: RefSeq, a predicted model, not a curated record
AUGGCUAACCUCCGUUUACAAAAGAGACUUGCUGCUUCCGUUUUAGGUUGUGGUCAAAGAAAGAUUUGGUUAGAUCCAAGUGAAACUACUGAACUUGCACAAGCUAACUCCAGAGCUGCAAUCAGAAAGUUAUACAAGAAUGGUUCCAUUGUUAAGAAGCCAACUACUGUUCACUCCAGAUCUCAUGCAAGAGCUUUAGCUGAAUCCAAGAGAGGUGGUAGACACAUGGGUUACGGUAAGAGAAAGGGUACUGCUAACGCAAGAAUGCCAACCCAAGUCUUAUGGAUGAGAAGAUUAAGGGUCUUGAGAAGACUGUUAGCUAAGUACAGAGACGCAGGUAAGAUCGACAGACACUUAUACCACUCCCUUUACAAGUCUGCUAAGGGUAACUCUUUCAAACACAAGAGAGCUUUAGUUGAACACGUUAUUCAAGCAAAGGCUGAAGCUACCAGAGAAAAGGCAUUAAAGGAAGAAGCAGAAGCAAGAAGAACUAGAAACAAGGCUGCAAGAGAGAGAAGAGCUGCUAGAUUAGCAGAAAAGAGAGAUGCUUUACUUAACGAAGCUUAA